ACGCGACGCAGAGGCUGUGAGACUGCAGCAGCUGUUGGAGCCAGGCAGCGCUCCAAAAAAAAAGCACCACGCAGCGCACGCGUCGAGAACGUUUCCACGCGCGAUUUUCGGCCCCAGCACGCAGCGAUAAAGCCGUCAAAGCUGUCCCAAAAGCCAGCGCUAGCUAGCGACACUAAGACACUAGCCAGCCAGCCAGGCGCAAAGCUACCCAAGCACUUGCUAGGCUUUAAACAAACCAGCAAUACAUCGUCACAGCGCCCUCGCAGCCCCUAUCGCUCCGAGCAGCAAUUUCAGCCAUCUCUGUUCACUACAAGGCCAUUUAGAGCCCUCAGAGCGCCACACAGCAACUUCACCCGCAGCCCUCGCACAGCGCCGAGUAGUCGAUGCGUCUCCUCGUCGCUCUCCUCCUAGCCCAAGCCAGCGCCUUCAUCUGCCAGCAUCACCGCACGCUGCACACGUCUCUCCGCUCCGACCCCCGUGAUGAGGCCAUCGAGGUAGAAGCAUACGUGGAAGAUCUCAUAGACGAGGUGGUCAAGGACGUUAAAAAAGCCAAGCAGGACGAAGAAAUCAACCAAAAGAGCGUCGACGCGAUGAUCGACAGCGCCAUCGGCUCGGACGACGACCCCUUCAAGGACAUCCCGAAAGCUACCGGUCUCCUCGACAAUUUGUAAAUAUGCGCCAACGCCCAUUCCGGGGGUUCGCGGAUCUGCGGCCCCAGGUGGCCGAGCCGACGCUGGCCGAGUUCGAGCGGUUUCACGCCAUGCUGCCUGCACCGGGCGUGGCGCGGCGCUGCGUCGCCGCCUUCAAGGACACGAUCGUGUUCGCGCCGUCGAGCUACACCGACGAAGACUUCCCCGCGCGAGUCGGCGACUCGCCCUACGAGGUCAAGCGGCUGACGACGUUUGGUUACUGGCUCCUCGUGCUCGUGAGUCUGACGGGCCUGUCGACGCUCCUCGGUUUCACGGACACCCUCGACGCGCGAGAAGUCGACGUCAUAAACGCGCGAGAAGUCGACGAUGUUUUACCGCCGCAUUCGCUGCAUCCCUCCGAGGCGGUGAUGCAAUAUGUGCGGCGUAAAUCAGGUGAGGCGGUCCGCCCGUGCCGCCGCUUUGAAUAUAACUUCCGCCUCGCCGGCCUAUCUGUGGUGAUGUUGCAUUUCCGCGGACAGACGACGGGCUUCCUGCACUUGGUCGAGAUCUACGACUCGCGGCUGCCGCGGCCCAUCCGUCGGCUCUUCAAAGACGUGACGGUCUGGGCGUCGCGGCGCCUCUACCCGCGUCGACGGAAUGCGCGCGGCGAGUAAGAACGAUAGAAAGUU
Pelagomonas calceolata is the source of this 1318-nucleotide messenger RNA. Lineage: Eukaryota; Pelagophyceae; Pelagomonadales; Pelagomonadaceae. The record is from the annotation of a GenBank genome assembly.